Psammomys obesus (fat sand rat) is the source of this 1343-nucleotide messenger RNA. RefSeq names its product translocase of inner mitochondrial membrane 9 (gene Timm9). The transcript is spliced from 6 exons. The record is from RefSeq and is a predicted model, not a curated record. NCBI's taxonomy places the organism in Eukaryota, Metazoa, Chordata, Mammalia, Rodentia, Muridae. Bases 689 to 958 code for a protein of 89 amino acids.
UCAUUUAUUUUGGAUACGAUAGGAGGUCCUCCUCGAGGACCGAAGCGCUCUCGAUCAGCCCAUCGGCACUUCUCGAGGGUUAUUUACACUGCAGUCGCUGCAGACCGUUAGAGACCUAGGGGUCAAGUAUAUUAGACUUCUUAGAAAUGGCAACAGAUUCGGUUGCUGUGGGACAGAAAGUGGACAAUGCAGAGCACGGUCUAACAGAUAAUCGUAAGAGUUAAUUCUCUGGUGGCUUUAGAAUUCACUGAGGUUACUUGCUUUUCGUCCGGCGCUGACCCACGGUGUAACGAAUCUGCGUCCAGGGAUCAACAGCUCCGCUUGACAUCGCUGCCCCCACGUGUUCUCCUCUGCACAGCGGCGCGGCGCCCUCUCUGUUACCGACCCUCCGGAGCUCAGACUCUACCCGCGCCGCAGCUCUUCAGCCCGGCACCGGCGUCUGAUGCGAGAGCCAGUGGCUAAGAAAGAAAUCCAGCCUCAUUGAAGACAUUCAAGCAGAAGGCGGGACAGUUCCUUUUCCAGAGCAGAAAGGAAACUCAUGUAUCAGAAAAGGGUUUCUCUGUGUAGCCUUGGCUGUCCUGGAACUCACUCUGUAGACCCAGGCUGGCCUUGAAGUCACAGUGAUUAGUCUACCUCCACCUCCCUGAGUGAUGGGGUUAAAGGUGACUAAGAAACAUACUGAAAGAACAUGGCUGCACAAAUACCAGAAUCUGACCAGAUAAAACAGUUUAAGGAGUUCCUGGGAACCUACAAUAAACUUACAGAAACCUGCUUUUUGGACUGUGUUAAAGACUUCACAACAAGAGAGGUGAAACCUGAAGAGGUUACCUGUUCAGAACAUUGCUUACAGAAAUAUUUAAAAAUGACACAGAGAAUAUCCAUGAGAUUCCAGGAAUAUCAUAUUCAGCAGAACGAAGCCCUGGCAGCCAAAGCAGGGCUCCUGGGCCAGCCACGGUAGACAGGCCCUGAGGCAUGGACUUGCACUGAAAGAUUGCCAGCAGCUGUUGCACUGGAGAUGAGGAUUCGUCUGGUAGAAUCCCCUGACACACAGCAGGACGCGUGGUACAUCAUCUGUCAGGACUGCCUGACCAGUGGAAACCACCGGAGAAAGAUCACUGCUCACCAGAAGGAAUCAAAGCAGAAGGCCUUACUACUGUGCAGUAAAAUGGUAAGAUGCAACACUGUCGAGGCCUUAAGAUUCAGCUGCUGGUCACCUUGAUUACAGAAAUAAACCACUGUUCCUUUCUUUGUGACUGUUAAUUUUAAAAGCAAAAUGUGUCCAAUCAUGUAUGAGAUAGAAAAAAUUUAUUACUAAAAGUAAAAAUAAAUGAGAAUAUCACUGA